AUGGCGCCGAUUCCGGAAUCUAAGGUCGAUGACCUGAAGAAUUUGGUCACGAGGUUAGAGUCGAGAGUGGCGGAAUUGGAGUCUAAGUUGGCUCAUAAGGCGCCUUCAUCGACGUCGGAAUCGAUGAGGAUGAUUUUGAUCGGACCUCCGGGUGCAGGCAAGGGAACCCAGGCACCAAGAAUCAAGGACAAGUACUGUGCAUGCCAUCUGGCUACCGGUGACAUGUUACGAGCCCAAGUCGCAAAGAAAACCCCCCUCGGCCGAGAAGCUAAGAAGAUCAUGGAUGCCGGUGGGCUAGUCAGCGACGAAAUCAUGGUCAACAUGAUCAAGAGUGAGAUCGAGACGAACCCGGAAUGCAAGAGCGGCUUCAUCCUCGAUGGCUUCCCCCGCACUGUCACCCAAGCCGAAAAACUCGACGAGAUGCUUGCCGCCCGCAAGCAAGCCCUCAAGCACGCCAUCGAGCUCCAAAUCGAUGACUCCCUCCUUGUCGCCCGCAUCACCGGCCGCCUCAUCCACCCCGCCAGCGGCCGCUCCUACCACAAGAUCUUCAACCCCCCCAAGGCCAACAUGACCGACGACCUGACUGGCGAACCCCUCAUCCAGCGCUCCGACGACAAUGCCGAGACCCUCACAAAGCGGCUGGCAACCUAUCAUCAGCAGACAGCCCCGGUUGUUAAAUAUUAUCAGCGGACCGGGAUUUGGGCGGGUAUCGAUGCGAGUCAGGAGCCGGGGCAGGUGUGGAAGAAUAUCUUGGGUGUGUUUGGGGAGAAGUCGCAGCCACACGGCAUCUUGUCGAGGGUUGGGCUGAAGGCUUAG
Molecule: messenger RNA, 816 nt
Organism: Eremomyces bilateralis CBS 781.70
Lineage: Eukaryota; Fungi; Ascomycota; Dothideomycetes; Eremomycetales; Eremomycetaceae
Product: adenylate kinase 1
Exons: 4
Coding region: 1-816 (271 amino acids)
Biological process (GO): ADP biosynthetic process
Cellular component (GO): cytoplasm; mitochondrion
Molecular function (GO): ATP binding; AMP kinase activity
Source: RefSeq, a predicted model, not a curated record